AAAGUUUUGUACUUCUUGUGUUGCGUGAAUCGCCCAACGGACUUGCCGGUUCCCACCUCUCGAUUCUCGCCGAUGUUUCAAGAGAUCAUUUUCGCUCCUAUGAUCGCUACCGUCGAUCCCUUGAUUUGAGGCCUCGAGUCGAAGGCGAAAAGUUGGAAAAAAUUAUCGAACAAAGCCUCAAAGAUUGGUGGAGGAGAAGCCGGAAAUUAGAGGAAUUGUUUAUCGAGGCAACGAAGUUUGGAAACCGCGGAGCGGCGGCGGCUCCUCGGCGGCUCAACGCCCCGAGCAGCCAACACGCCGUUUACCAAAAUAUCCUCGACGAUAGCCAAGUGGUCCAACGCCGGCCUGACGAGGUCUGGAGAUCUUGGGAGGUCCGCGGACUCGCGGAAGACAUCGGUAAAGUGUUGUUCACUCACGAGUCCAGGAUUCUCACCCCCGGUGCCGGUAGAGUCUCGCCCGGGGGCGACGGGCCUCCCGCGAGCCCACCCAACUUGCAUUACAAUCCGCCUAAUCACAGUCCAACCCUUGUCAAGAUUGGAUCUGUUCACGCGCACCAGCCUCACAGCCAGCAUCAUCAACAUCAUCAGGCAGGUCCGCAGCAACAAACGUCACCGCAAGGGCAGACCCAGGUGGGAAGUGGUGGCGGGGGCGGAGGAAGUGCCGGUGGCGGUGCUCCCACUGCCGGAGGAGGUACCGGGAACACACCUGGUGUCACAUCCAGGCCUGGAGGCAUGUUUUGCUACCACUGCCCUCCGGAUCUCCCGACGCCGCUUCUUCCGCCGACCCUCGAGUACUCGUUCGCACCGACUCACCCAUACACGAGCUACUCGGCCUACCAUCCAGCUCUGCACGGAGUCGGCGAAGAUUCUUUCGUUCGUCGGAAGCAACGUAGAAACCGUACGACCUUCACGCUCCAACAAUUGGAGGAGCUCGAGAGGGCUUUCGUCCAGACGCAAUACCCCGAUGUGUUCACCCGCGAGGACCUCGCAAUGAAGAUUAACCUGACCGAGGCGAGAGUACAGGUGUGGUUUCAAAAUCGUCGAGCAAAAUUUCGGAAAAGCGCGAGACUCAUGAAGGAGCAAAGGGAAAGAGAAAAAAGCGUGGUCCUCGGUGAGGUCUCCGGUGGACAAGCGCCGCCAUCAUCCUCCAGCGGACCAAGUCCCGCGAGCCAUCACGGCGACGGUGAAAUUACCGGAGGAAGCGGCGAAGGCGAGGACGCUGCUCAGGACGGCGGCGUUGGAUCGGCCGCCGGAAAUGGCGGGGGCUCUCGCAGCCCGAGCACAACUUCCGCCUCGGUCAGCCCUCGACCUCAACAGUCACAAAGCAGCCAAGCUUCCUCGUUAUUGGGCGGUGCUGCGACUCCACCCCCGACCCCUGGCCUGUGCAGCAGCAGUAGUGGCAGCACUGCCAGCAGAGCGCCCUCGUCUCAGCCUCAUCAAACGACCUCAACCUCUUCGACUACGAGCAGCGUCAAUGCCGCCGUCAGCCUCGGGACACUUCUCCCAAUACCGAGCACCGAAAGCAGCAGUGCGAGCAGCGGAGCUGGAUUCAGGCCGGUCGAGCCGCCGACUUCGUUGUUCUUUCCACACCUAGCGGCACAAUUUUCACCACCGUUGUUCGCCAACAAGAUCGUCGGUAAUGCGCCGACUUCGUUGACCUCGAGUACCUCAUCGUUGUGGACAACGAGCGAUCACCGAGCGAGCAGCCUUCAGGAGAUGCUCUCCUGGGCACCCGCCGGUUGGCCUGGAUCGUUGUGCAGCUGCUGCAAGCCCGGUACUGGUGACCUUCACAGAAACAGCAGCCUCGCCGAACUGCGACGGAAGGCACAGGAGCACUCAACCGCCACUGCCCUGUUAGGGGGCUUAGCAGGAUUUCCUGGCGGUUUGCCAUUGCCUCUACCGUUACCAUUGUUGCCGCCGUUGCUUGGACUGUCGAGAAGACCGGAGCAUCACCAUCACCAUCAUCAUCAUCUGCCAAGUGUCGUCCACCAGAUUCAGCCGAGCACCAAAGAAGAUCCCGAAAUAAUGGACGAUUCAAAGCGACAUUGAUAAUCAAAUUAUUAGUUUAACCUCGACUAAUUAAGAGUUCGUAAAACAAUAAAAAUGUGCAAUCGAAUAUGAUCUUUUGAAUUCUGGCCUCCCAGAAUCACACUGGGAAAAGCGACGAAUAAAAGUAACGUCGAAGCGAUAACAAAACCGACGUUUCGCAUUGCCGGCACUCGCGCGCCCGCGCGCGCGCGGUCGCUUCGACAGAACGACAUUAGAAUGAUCAGCCUGUAGAAACUUGUGUAUUAUAAAAAGGAAAAUUCGGUUAUUGUCACGGACCCGGAGCCACGAUUAUUAUCAGGGGCUCUAUACUUCAAGCCAAUUUAAUAAGCCAAAAUAAAAACGAAAUACAGUAUAUUAUUAUAAAUAAUAAAGUAAUAUCUAGCAUUUAAAAAAACAACAGUAGAUUCGAUUAUUAUAUAAAUAAACAAGAAAUAUAAAAUAGUUGUAUAGAAUAAAUUUGUUCUUGUGACGAA
Messenger RNA from Venturia canescens, 2521 nucleotides. It is a transcript of the gene Drgx, whose product is annotated as Dorsal root ganglia homeobox. Bases 732 to 2048 code for a protein of 438 amino acids. Gene Ontology annotation, biological process: regulation of transcription by RNA polymerase II. Gene Ontology annotation, molecular function: RNA polymerase II transcription regulatory region sequence-specific DNA binding; DNA-binding transcription factor activity, RNA polymerase II-specific. The transcript has 5 exons. The record is from RefSeq and is a predicted model, not a curated record. NCBI's taxonomy places the organism in Eukaryota, Metazoa, Arthropoda, Insecta, Hymenoptera, Ichneumonidae.